UGUCAAAUUAAUCAUUUUUCUUCUACUUUGCUUAUUUUCUUUCAGAAGUUGUGAACGUAAAAUUGAAGCUGUCAUAUAAUUUUUAGAAUAUUUUUGCAAAAGAUUCUAAAGAGUAAUUAAAUUUGUGUAUUGUAGUGUAAUUUAAAUCUAACUCCUUAAGUAUUUUAGAAUUCAUUAUGAAUCCAAUGUCAAUAGAUAAAGACGAACCUUCGUCUUUGUUGUCAUUUUCUACGAAUCACCCCCUAGAGCAAUUCGUUCUCUUAGCAAAAGGUGCUAAAGGAUUUGCUUGUGCCGAGCUCAUAAAACAAGUGUUAGAAGCACCAGGGGUUCACGUAUUUGGAGAGCUUCUCGAAAUGCCGAACAUAAAAGAGCUUGAAAAUGGACCAUAUGCAGCCCAUUUUAAGACACUAAAUCUGUUUGCUUAUGGCACCUAUAAAGAUUACUUGGAGAACAAAUCAGAAUACUUGGAGCUUACUCCAACACAGUGCAAGAAGCUUCAACACUUGACUAUAGCAACUCUGGCCACACAAGAGAAAUGUAUUCCAUAUAGUGUGUUGCUCAAAGAACUUGAUAUUAAAAAUGUUAGAGAUUUAGAAGAUUUAAUUAUUGAAGCUAUUUAUGCAGAUAUAAUCCAUGGUAAACUGGACCAGGAAUGCAAACGAGUCGAAGUCGAUGUGGCAUUAGGGAGGGAUGCACGACUCGAAGAUGCUGGUGCAAUUGCUGAUGUCCUCGCAGACUGGUGCAAUGCAUGUGAGGCAGUUCUGAACUCCGUAGACCGCCAUAUACAGAGAGCCAAUCAUCACAAACAGAGGGCUAUAAGACAUCAGCAGGCUAUUGAACAAGAGAUUGUAUAUAUUAAGAAAACUUUGAAAACUCAAGCCGAGAGCGAAGAUUCUGCUACAGGCGGUGGCACAGAAACACACUCCGCCCCAAAAAAAAAUUCCGGCAAAGGAAAAACACCCCGUAACGCAGCGAAAUUUUGGCAGAAGAACACAUAAUUAUUAUGUAAUAUAAUUUUUUGUUUGUAAUAAUAAUAAAUACAUUUUUAGGUACCUAUGCUA
This is a messenger RNA of Galleria mellonella (greater wax moth), 1061 nucleotides long. It is a transcript of the gene CSN7, whose product is annotated as COP9 signalosome complex subunit 7a. Gene Ontology annotation, cellular component: COP9 signalosome. The transcript has 4 exons. Bases 177 to 998 code for a protein of 273 amino acids. The record is from RefSeq and is a predicted model, not a curated record. NCBI's taxonomy places the organism in Eukaryota, Metazoa, Arthropoda, Insecta, Lepidoptera, Pyralidae. Gene Ontology annotation, biological process: COP9 signalosome assembly.